AUGGCUGGCUUUGUGACUGCAAACAGAUGGGCAACUGGAGUAGAAACUCAUAAAACUUCGGAAGGAAGAAUAUUAUGCACAGGGGUUGGAUGUGUUGGAUGUUUCCCUGAAGUCUUUUCAUCAGAAGCUAGUGAACUUGGCGUCUGCGAUGUUGACUUGACGAGUGGUAUUUUAGGUCUCCGACCUUUCUUGGACGAAGAAAAUUCCCGAGAAAGCUUGUACCUGAAUCCAAAGAACUUUUCGAGGAGGCAAAAGAAAUUGAGAACAAGGAGAAAGAGACAGAAAAGAAAAAUAGAUGUCAAGUACGGGUUGUCUGACAAAGGACAAGAUUCACAAGCUGGGAAACAGGAAUUUUCUUUGGACAAACCGCAAAAUAGUUCAUCUGUUGCUACUCAAACGGAAUUGUCCGACAUGGGAAUUGAGGCAGAGACUUUAACAUUAGAAGUCGUGAAGACGGGAUCCGAACAAAAUUUGCCUUCGUUUAAAAAUGAUAGGAAGGUAGACGAAGAAGGAAUCCCGGGUGCUAAUGAAAAGCAAAAUAAAGUUAAUUCCGCCUUUGUCGAGGUUGACGACAACGUAAACAAAACACAGAGGAAUUCAGAAAGUUUGUUUGACCAGCAAUCAUCGCGCUCAAGACUUGGGAAAAUUUUAGAUAAAAUGUAUAUUGUAAGCAAGAAAGAAAUUGCCCUAAGCUCAUGCGAUAAUUUAAUUAACGAAGGUGACUGCAAUAGCGAUCCGAUAUUGCAAGAUGCUAGUUCUUUUGGAGAAGACGCCGUGUGCUUCUUUUUUGCGCUCGAGUACUACAAUAGUCAACGAAUUUUACCGCACUUUAGGGUUAUGGAGAUCAUUGAUGCGUUGAGUACAGUUGUUGCUUUGAAGGACAUCAAGUGUGUUCAAAGAAUUUCUGGGCGAUGGCAGAUCGUUUUAAAAAGCCGGAAGUACAAUAAGCUUCUGAGAAACUGUGGUUUAAAGCUGAGGGGUCGUGUUUAUGAACUUGUUGAUGAUGUUGAUUGUUAUUUUGACGUUGUUCACUGA
Messenger RNA from Porites evermanni, 1035 nucleotides. The record is from the annotation of a GenBank genome assembly. NCBI's taxonomy places the organism in Eukaryota, Metazoa, Cnidaria, Anthozoa, Scleractinia, Poritidae.